Molecule: messenger RNA, 689 nt
Organism: Arabidopsis lyrata subsp. lyrata
Lineage: Eukaryota; Viridiplantae; Streptophyta; Magnoliopsida; Brassicales; Brassicaceae
Product: NADH dehydrogenase [ubiquinone] 1 beta subcomplex subunit 10-A
Exons: 3
Coding region: 105-428 (107 amino acids)
Source: RefSeq, a predicted model, not a curated record
UGGGCCGGGAUGGAGGCCCAUUUAGAGAAUUGAAAGCCCAAAAUAAAAACAAAACAUUACAUCAGUCAGAAAAAGCAAUCGCAGAAACAGAAAUCAAAAAUCCGAUGGGGAGGAAGAAGGGAUUGCCGGAGUUCGAAGAGUCGCCGCCGGAUGGAUUCGAUCCGGAGAAUCCGUACAAGGAUCCGGUUGCGAUGGUGGAGAGGAGAGAACACAUUGUUCGUGAGAAAUGGAUCCAAAUCGAGAAGGCUAAGAUCUUGCGCGAGAAGGUCAAAUGGUGUUACCGCGUCGAAGGCGUUAACCAUUACCAGAAGUGUCGUCAUCUUGUUCAGCAGUAUCUUGACGCCACUCGCGGCGUCGGUUGGGGCAAAGACCACCGUCCUAUCUCUCUCCACGGUCCUAAGCCAGUAGCUGUUGAAGAAGCUGAAUAAAUGUUGUGUGCGUGACUGAUCUUAGGUGAGUGAAUUACCAGACAUGAAUGGAGUCUCUGAUGCAAGUUAAUGCUCCACAUCAAGGUUGUUACUUGAUUUAUGCUUUUCUGUUUUCGUAAUACAUAUUUUACUAAUUGGACUUAGGACUUCCAAUUAGUUAAGCUCAGCUUCGGUUUUUCAAAUAAUUUAUAUCCUUUUUGGCUUGUUGUACAUUGAGUCCCUGUUUCUCGAAAUAAUGAAGUACCUUUUUACUAAGCACAA